UCACUUAUAAUCAACCCUUUUUAUUCUCAUUCUUUCCCCCAAAACCAAAAGAAUAUUCCUAAUUCUUAAUUCCCCUUCCCCUUGCCAAAAAAAAAAUGGACCCUCGUCGACCCCCUCCAAACAGAUCCAUAAUCGACCCCAAAAUCCGCCAAGUUGGUUUCAACUUCUCUUCUCUCACUCCUCAAACUCAAUCUCAGUCUCAUUCUCUCUCCACCACCACCACCGCCACCGUUGCCGCCGCCGGAAAUUCGAGUCUCUCUCCUGUAAUGAUCCCUCUUCCGCCUUUUCCCGCCGCCGACGCUUCCUCUUCUCUCCCUAUUGCCGCCGCCGCCGCACGCCGAUUUCACGACGAUUCUAACUCGUUUCUCACCGCUUCUUCGCCUGAUUCAACUCAGCUAGAUUUUUCCGAUGAGUGGCUUCGGAGUAGUUCUGGGAAAUAUAGUCUUGCGUUUGAUAUGUCAGGGGUUAAUUCCCCUGUUGCUCAACAAUCUACUCAGGAGCCGGAGGAUGCUGGAUUUAAUCAGAUUGAUCAUGAGAAGGGAGCAAAUAUAUCAGAAGUACAUGUGUCACACGAGGAAGUGAAGCCGGCUUCAAAACCUUUGAAGGAAAAAACCAGCAAAGCUGAAAGGCGUGCUUUACAAGAGGCUCAGAGAGCUGCGAAAUCUGCUAAAAAAGGUGUGGCUCCUGGACCUCCAGCUCAUGUCACUGAAAAACCUACUAAAGCAUCUAAGCAGCCUCCACAAAAGAAAGAUGUUCGUCCAGCACCAUCCUCAUUGGCAGUUUCUGAAAUGAAAGUGGGUGAUCGGCCAUCGGAAAAAGACAAGAAGAAGGAUAUCCCCCCUCCUCGGAUGCAGUAUGAUGACACGAGCAGAGUUGAAAAGGCUAAAAAGCGUUCUGUCGUCAAACAAACUGAAGCUAGAAACAGAGUGGAGCUGUUUCGGCAUUUGCCCCAGUAUGAAUAUGGAAACCAGCUCCAUGAUCUUGAGUCAAAAUUUUUCAAUCUUGAUUCAGUUCAUCCUGCUGUGCACAAGGUUGGUUUGCAAUAUUUGACGGGUAAUAUAUGUGGAAGUAAUGCACGAUGUAUUAUGAUGCUCUAUGCUUUUAGAGAAGCCAUUGAAGACUACCACACCCCAGCAGAUAAAUUUUUGAGUAGAGAUCUAACUGCAAGGAUCAGUGGCUAUGUGUCGUAUCUGAAUGAAUGCAGGCCCAUCUCUAUCAGUAUGGGUAAUGCAAUAAGGUUUCUAAAGACUCGCAUUGCCAAGUUGCCUUCAAGUCUUUCUGAAUCAGACACAAAAGCGGCUUUAGCUUCAGAUAUUGAUCGUUACAUUAAUGAAAAAAUAAUAGCAGCAGACAAGGUUAUUAUGCAACAGGCUGCCACAAAAGUCAGGGACGGUGAUGUUCUUCUUACUUAUGGUUGCUCCAGUGUUGUCGAAAUGGUAUUGAUUUAUGCCCAUGAACUUGGGAAAAGGUUCCGUGUUGUCAUAGUUGAUUCAAGGCCGAAGUUUGAAGGACAAGGUUUGCUUCGCAGGCUAGUUGCCAAAGGGUUGAGCUGUACAUACACCCAUAUUAAUGCUGUUUCCUAUGUCAUGCAUGAAGUCACAAGAGUUCUCUUAGGCGCUGCUUCCGUAUUGUCUAAUGGAAUUGUUUAUUCAAGAAUUGGAACUGCAUGUGUUGCUAUGGUUGCUCAUUCAUUCCGUGUUCCAGUAUUAGUUUGCUGUGAAGCCUACAAGUUUCAUGAGAGAGUCCUGCUUGAUUCUAUAUGUGCCAAUGAACUUGGUGAUCCUAAUGUCAUAUCGAAGGUACCUGGUAGAAAGGAUGUAAAUUAUUUGGAUGAAUGGAUGAAUAAGGAAAACUUGCAACUCCUAAAUUUACUUUAUGAUGCUACUCCCUCAGAUUACAUAUCAUUGAUUGUCACUGACUACGGCAUGGUUCCACCUACAAGUGUGCCAGUAAUUGUGCGUGAAUAUGGGAAAGAACACCUAUACUAAUGUGCAGAUUAUUGGUGGUUGAAUACGUGUUGAUAUUAUCAAGGCUAACUUAUGUAAAGGCGUUUUGUUGGUCUUUUUCACUGUCUCAAAUCUGUUAUACGACUGGAGUACAUUUAUACUCUUCCACACCAAAUAGUUUUGAUCCCAGUAUUCUUAGACACAAUUUGUCCUCAAUGUACUCCCUUGAACUUGUGUAGAAUGGUUUAGCUCGACUAGAAUAAUAUAUCACAAUUUGAGCAUGAA
Beta vulgaris subsp. vulgaris (sugar beet) is the source of this 2231-nucleotide messenger RNA. RefSeq lists its product as uncharacterized. The transcript has 7 exons. The record is from RefSeq and is a predicted model, not a curated record. Lineage: Eukaryota; Viridiplantae; Streptophyta; Magnoliopsida; Caryophyllales; Amaranthaceae. The coding region runs from base 96 to 1988 and encodes 630 amino acids.